Pundamilia nyererei is the source of this 989-nucleotide messenger RNA. Its product is annotated as mitogen-activated protein kinase-binding protein 1-like. Gene Ontology annotation, cellular component: cytoplasm. Gene Ontology annotation, biological process: negative regulation of canonical NF-kappaB signal transduction; positive regulation of JNK cascade. The record is from RefSeq and is a predicted model, not a curated record. The transcript is spliced from 8 exons. NCBI's taxonomy places the organism in Eukaryota, Metazoa, Chordata, Actinopteri, Cichliformes, Cichlidae. Gene Ontology annotation, molecular function: protein binding. Bases 1 to 852 code for a protein of 283 amino acids.
AUGGAUAAGAAAACCAUGUUUGCGUCUAAAGAUUCAGUGGUGAUCGUGUUACUGAGGUGUGUGGUCGUGCUGCUGAAUCCACGGAAGAACAAACAGCAUCACAUCUUCAACAGCUCCAGGAAGGCAAUCACGACGCUGGCAUUUUCGCCGGACGGGAAGUAUGUGGUCACAGGAGAGAGUGGUCACAUGCCGGCGGUCCGGGUCUGGGAGGUAUCAGAGUGCAUUCAGGUGUGCGAGCUGCAGGAACAUAAAUAUGGCAUUGCGUGCGUGGCGUUCUCUCCAAAUGGGAAGUACAUUGUCAGCGUGGGCUACCAGCACGACAUGGUGGUCAACGUAUGGAACUGGAAGAAAAACGUAGUCGUGGCGUCCAAUAAGGUGUCCAGCAAAGUGACCGCCGUCUCCUUCUCGGAUGACAGCUCCUACUUCGUUACCGCUGGAAACCGACACGUCAAGUUCUGGUACCUGGACCACGCCAAGACCUGCAAGGUGAACGCCACCGUGCCCUUGCUCGGGCGCUCGGGACUGCUCGGCGAGCUGAGGAAUAACUUCUUCAGUGAUGUGGCGUGUGGGCGGGGCAGACAAGCCGCCUCCACCUUCUGCAUCACCUCCUCCGGCCUGCUGUGCGAGUUCAACGACCGGCGGCUCCUCGACAAGUGGGUGGAGUUAAGGAGGGUCGACUCUGUCGCCACGUCUCAGGCCACCUGUCUGUGUGUCACUGAUGACUUCAUCUUCUGUGGCUGCUCCAAUGGGACGGUUCGAGCCUUCAGCCCCGCCAACCUGCACUUCCUGUGCACCCUGCCCCGGCCACACUGCCUUGGCGUUGAUGUCGCCAGUAUGGUGGAAGCCAGGUAACACACACCUGUACCUUAUUUUACUACAGCUUACUGUAGUCGGUAUGUAGCCCUACUAUAGCUAUCUGAACGCUACCCCAACAGAAGUCGAUUAUCUUGUUAAUAAUUUCACCUCCUCACUACGUACGACUCUGGAUA